This is a messenger RNA of Actinia tenebrosa (Australian red waratah sea anemone), 2048 nucleotides long. RefSeq names its product BTB/POZ domain-containing protein 6-B. NCBI's taxonomy places the organism in Eukaryota, Metazoa, Cnidaria, Anthozoa, Actiniaria, Actiniidae. Gene Ontology annotation, molecular function: protein binding. Gene Ontology annotation, biological process: neurogenesis. The record is from RefSeq and is a predicted model, not a curated record. Gene Ontology annotation, cellular component: cytosol.
AAUGGAAACUACAACUUGCGAACUGAACUGUCUUCCUUGAAAGAACGUAAUUUGUAUGCCUUCUACAAUUCGUUGUUCUGUGACGUGGAGUUCACUGUAUUGGACUCGAACGGAGAGCAAGUCACCCUAAAGGCCCACAAGUACGUCCUGGCUAUCGGUAGUCCUGUCUUUGAGGCCAUGUUCUACGGGGAAUUAGCAGAGAUUGGACCAACUAUCGAUCUACCAGACUGCACCAAGGAAGGACUACAAGAAAUGCUUCAUUAUGUGUAUUCAGACGAGGUCAACCUUACGGGAAGCAAUGUCAUGGAUGUUCUAUAUGCUGCCCAAAAGUACAUGAUGCCCUUUCUAGAAAACAAAUGUAGCGAGUAUAUUCAGAAAGAACUCAGACCAGAAGAUGUCUUUAUCGUUUUACCGCAAGCCCAACAAAUGAAAAACGAAAAGGCCGAACUGUGUUGCUGGAAUGUUAUUGACUUUGAAGCCGAAAGAGCCGUGACGUCUGAGCCGUUUCUCGAUAUUUCUCGUGAGYUGCUGAUCCAAGUGCUUGCCAGAGAGACCCUUCAUGUUGAAGAAAUUGAACUUUUUAAAGCAGUUGACAAGUGGGCUUCAAACCAGAUUAAAGACGAGAAGCUAAAGCACGACGGCGCUACUAAACGAGAAGUGCUUGGAGAGGAAGUUAUUCGGCUGGUAAGGUUUCCAAUCAUGUCACACCAUGAGUUUGCACAAUUCGUCAUCGAUAGCAAUAUUUUGGUCCUCGCCGAGACGAACGAAUUUAUAAAGGUCCUUGGCUCUGCAACGACAUCAGAAGCAGUGUUUACUGCUAAGAAAAGAGAUGGACAAUGGAAUGAAAAGUGGUCUCCAAAUAGAUUUCGAAGCAUUAAGGGAAAUGGUAAUGAGGAAGUGAUGAACAAAGGGGUUCAACGACAUUGCAUUCAAAUUCAAGUCAACAAACCCGUCUAUCUGGCUGGUGUUACAUUAUUUGGUGCUCAAUUUCAAGUGCCUAAAAUCAAACUAACAAUUGCUAAGGGAAUGAAGGGUCACGUGUACAACGCAGGUACUAACAACUUCGGCGUCAUUCCUAGCUGUGACACUAGGAAAACGCUUCCUAUGGGCUUUGCGUUUGGGUCAUCUACACCGCCUAGUAUGAGAAUACAAGAGAAUACAAGGGCAUUAAUAUUUGGACAGGGGAGUACCAUUUCAGGUCUUCCCUCCCCUCCCUCACCUGUUUUCAAACAUACCUACGCCGAGCUCACAUUUGAUGGUACUGCAGUGUUAAUAGAUGGUUCAUAUCAUGGAUUUAAGCUGUUGUUUGAGGGACUUCCCAAUCACUCCCCCGUGCCCUUAGAGCCAAAUGAAUGGUACUUUAUUCAAGCAGAACUCAGUGGACAGUGUUCCUCGUUUGCUGGCAGCGAAGGUCAAGAUGCUGUGAAAUGUGAUGAUAUCACUAUCAAGUUUAAGAAUGCUGACCAAAAUUCCACCACAGUACAAACAGGCCAGUUUCCUUCAUUACUUCUUAAAAGAAAAGUACAAUUAUUAUCCCAGGAACCGCGGAGUGUAAUAGACCAGUUUCAAGUUCCAAAUUAGAGUGGUUUUCAUAGAACCCGUGAAAUAAAAUUUAGCCGAUUUUAAAACUUUUAUUAACGCAUAAUAGCGGUUAUUAGCAAGACAAUUGACGUAUUGAUGGGUUGCAAGCAUUCCCAAGAGAGUUAAAACACAAAAACAUGGCGGCCAUUGUGGUACCGUUAACAAUGGAUGCUAAKGAGAAAUCUUUUUUUAAAUGGUACCAACAUGGCCGCGAUGACGUAACGUAAAAACGAAGAAUUCAGUAGAAGUUUAGAGUGAUUUUCAUUAACCCUUGAAACAAAGUGUACUAAUUAGAGUGUACUAGUCACAAAAAGAUGGUAGAAAACAAAAGAAAUAUUGUGAGGCAGUAGUUAAUAUAUAUGCAAGAAUUUUGUUUGGCUUAGAAAGCUUGACACUAGCCGUUUCGUAACAGUGUAAAAAUAACGCUAGUUAUAUUGCAUACGAAAUUAAAAUACUUAUCAUCACAA